This is a messenger RNA of Calliphora vicina (urban bluebottle blowfly), 914 nucleotides long. It is a transcript of the gene Elal, whose product is annotated as Elastin-like. The transcript has a single exon. Lineage: Eukaryota; Metazoa; Arthropoda; Insecta; Diptera; Calliphoridae. The coding region runs from base 23 to 820 and encodes 265 amino acids. The record is from RefSeq and is a predicted model, not a curated record.
AUGUCUCAACAUCGCAUUAAAAAUGAGAAGAACAAAUAAAAAUAAAAUGUUUAUUAUAAACUUAAAAAUGCAUAGAAUAAUUUUAGCAUUAGCAGUGAGUUUAUUUGUAAUACAAACCACAAAUGCUGGUUACACUAGCGAAGAAACUGAUGAGAAAUCAAAAUCUUUAUACAGUGCAGUGACUUCGAUAUUGGGUUCUACAGAAAGUAGUAAACAUCAUCAGAAACAUAUUUACGAUAGCCCACCAUGCGCCAGUGGUGGAUGCUCAGGCGCUUUGAGUCCAUGUAAUAGUGCGACUGGUUGUUCACAUCCGACAGGUGCAGUAUAUAACAGUGGUAUUGGUUAUUCAGCAAACCAGGGUGUACAUUCUGCUCCAAGUGUUUAUACGAAUGGUGGUUAUGCGCCUUCUUCGGAACAUGUUAAUUUACCAGCAGUUCCACCACCAUCUCACGCGGCUGCUCAUAGAUCUCCACUGCCAUAUCAAGCUCCAUCGGGAAUAUAUGUUCCUACCGUUUCGGGUAACGGAUCUCCCUACAGGCCACCAAUAUCAACAGUUUCACAUCAGGGAGGCUAUGCUUCUACCGGUUAUACAAAUCCUGGUUCACCAGCACCAUAUCCUCAUUGGAAUAGUAAUCCUAGUCAAUACGGUUAUCACGGUCCACGUGGUUAUAGCGUUUAUGAUCAUUCAUUAAAAACAAAUUCCGAAUACACAGAGGUCGGCACUCAUACAGGACCUUUACAACAAGCUAAUAACGGUUAUGGUUAUGGCAGUGGCUACGGUGGUGGUUACAAUGGUCUUUUCAAUAGACCAGGAUUUUAACAUAAGAAAUAUUAAUAGAUAUUAAAUUAUCAUAUUUACUUGCUAUGUGUACCAUACGUUUUAUCAGAAGAUCGAAUAAAAACGCAUUUGUAUU